AUGCAGCAGGCUCGGCUGCCCAUCGUACGCCUUCGCCCUGGUCGACUCAUCGCACGUCGCCGUUUUCCCGAGCCCGCACCUGCGCGACGGUUCCACCUGUCGCGGCAAUGGCUGUCAUCGCCUUCGCCUGAUGGCCCAACGCCGCCUACUAGUACGGACGCCAGAGACGUGAUAGACAAUCGUCAUUCCGACAUCGAUAACCCCACACAUGAUACCGCGGCUACUUCUGUCUCGGAGAAAACGAAGCCUCCUGCACGGCAAUAUGGAUCCGCCGUUCGCAGAGCUAUGAGAAACAGACAAACGGAACAGCAGCAACAGCAAAAGUUCUCGCUCGCGGCCAGCAUUCCUACUUGGUUCCAAGCCAACAUAACCCAUGGUUCCCUAGGUCAGGCCGAUCUCCUGCAAUCUCAGUACCAACUGGAUAUCACGAAAUCGAAACCUGGACCCAGUCCCGAUAACAGUGAUGCGGUGGGGGAUCAGGCUUCUGGGGGUAAUGGAGGAGAUCCUUCGGCCGGUGCGACUCCAUCAGAAUCGAGCUCAGAUAAUCGCUACUCCCUCGCAGAACCCUUGUGGGAAGAAUUGCGAGCGUCAGUCAAAGCAGGCUUACGAUUGCCGCCUACGCAAUACGCAAAGGAACCAUCGGCCAAGAAGUCACAUCUUGUUCUUCAAUACCCCGGCAACGAUGGCAUUCUGUUCCUAGAUUCCGUCGUCAAGCGAUUGGCGCAUGAGUUGAAUACCGACCUGAUCACAUUAAAUGCGCAAGAUAUUGCUCAGCUGUUCAGUGAGCAUGACCUUGCGGAGUCGGGUGCGACGUCAGCCAUUCGCUCCCUCGGAUACGAAGUCUAUCGCCCUGCUAUAAUGGCAGCCUUCGCUGAGCCUGCGGAUGGCGGAGACGCUGACGAAGACAUCCCCGAGAUCGCUGGUACGCAUCCCGGGAUUCACGCCGAAGUCAGCACUCCCCGUUUUAUCACCAUCGAGGCCAGUAGGGAGUCCGGCGAUGUCCCACUUCCUAAUUGGCUUGGCUUGAAAUCACUCGUGGCGUCCAUCAAUGGCCAGUCGGACCAGGAGCCAAACACCUCACGAGGCUACGGACAACGCAUGGAGCAGCGGUGGAUAGGCCUUUUGAACGAGCUCCUUUACUCGGCGAGUGGGGCAUCCAAGUCAUCAGUCCCCAAGAAAACUGAGGCUGAGAGUGAAGAGGCCCAACAACCCCUCGAGCCCAUUACUGAAAAGCCCCUGUCACGGGAUACCAUCAUUCACAUACAAGAUUAUCGUGAGAUCCAAAGCUCCAGGGAAGGUUCCCGGGUGAUCACUCUUCUCCAAAAGGUCAUCCAAGAACGCAGGCGAGCAGGAUCGAGAGUCCUACUCAUUGGGAGCACCUCCCAAGAACUUCAGCACACAAACUCCCGAGAUGGCCCAAAGAUCUUGCAGAAUGUCUUUGACGAUCAGUUCUCAAAAACAUUGGUAAUCAUUCCAUCCAUGGAUACGAAAACAGUAGAGAAAACCUUCUCUGAAGACCAUCAAAAGCGAACAAUGGAAAUUAACACCCGCCACCUCCAAACAAUGCUACGUUACAGAUUGAGCGAGACCUCCUCCGCCGUGAAGGAUGAUAUUUUUGGCACUCGCGAUUGGCCACUUGACCCAUCCACCGUCAAGCAAUCUGGUAUGCGAGAGCGUUUCUGGUCCUACAACCAGGUGCACUGGCUGUCAACUCUCGCGCUUGGAAGCGCAGAGCCGGACGAGCCCUUCGGCUUCGAGCACAUCCGACGUGGAAUCGAACUCAUGGAUGGAGGCGAUCGAGUCACUAGCGAUUGGCUACAGGAGAAGGGCCCCAAGGCUUCAGAACCCAGUGGCCAAACCCGGGAACAGCUCCUGAAAUCUUUGCGUCAGACUUGUACCACUCAUGAGAAGAAACUUCUCAACGGAGUUGUCGAUGCAAACAGCAUCAGAACUACUUUCAACGAUGUGCACGUCCUUCCCGAAACUGUGGAGGCUCUCAAGACUCUGACUUCGUUAUCUCUCAUUCGCCCCGAAGCUUUCACUUACGGUGUUUUGGCAACAGACAAAAUCCCAGGCUGUCUCCUCUACGGCCCACCGGGAACCGGAAAGACUCUCCUUGCCAAGGCUGUCGCACGUGAAAGCGGCGCGACUGUCCUCGAAGUGAGUGGCUCUGAAGUCUACGACAUGUAUGUCGGUGAAGGCGAGAAAAACGUCAAGGCCAUCUUCACCCUGGCCAAAAAACUCAGCCCCUGCGUGGUCUUCAUCGACGAAGCAGACGCCAUUUUCUGCUCACGCACAGGAGCCAGCAGCCGCACUUCCCACCGCGAACUGAUUAACCAGUUCCUGCGCGAAUGGGACGGCAUGAACGACAUGUCAGCAUUCAUAAUGGUCGCCACAAACCGACCAUUCGACCUGAGACGACGCAGUCCUCCGCCACUUCUCGUGGACCUUCCGACAGAAGAAGACCGACACGCCAUUCUGAAAAUCCACCUCAAAGAAGAACAACUCGAUUCCGCGGUUGACUUGGCAGACAUCGCCCAUCGCACCCCGCUCUACUCCGGCUCUGAUCUAAAGAACCUCUCCGUCGCCGCGGCAUUGGCAUGCGUGCGGGAAGAGAAUAAGGCCGCGGUCGAACACAAGGGUGAUGAAGCCUAUCAAUAUCCGGAACGCCGCACGCUCACGCCCGCUCACUUUGAACUUGGAAUGCAAGAGAUUAGUGCAUCUAUUAGCGAGGACAUGUCCUCGUUAUCUGCUAUUCGCAAGUUCGACGAGCAAUACGGUGAUCGUAAAGCUCAGCGCAAGAAGAAUACCGGGUGGGGAUUCAUCCCGGCAGGUAGCGAGGAGAGUCGGGAAGAGACUGCGCGUGUCCGUGCGGCGUGA
Molecule: messenger RNA, 2880 nt
Organism: Penicillium waksmanii
Lineage: Eukaryota; Fungi; Ascomycota; Eurotiomycetes; Eurotiales; Aspergillaceae
Product: ATP-binding protein
Exons: 2
Coding region: 1-2880 (959 amino acids)
Cellular component (GO): mitochondrial outer membrane
Molecular function (GO): ATP hydrolysis activity; ATP binding
Source: RefSeq, a predicted model, not a curated record